CGUCUCGAUGUAGGGCAUGCUAUGACCGCUUCAUUACUCCACUGGAUUGACCCGGUGAUGUUUCUCUACGACAACGGCUUGGAGGACAGAAGCAAGAACAUGGAAGGAUUUACUGGAGGCAAUUUUGCUGCAAACCAGUGCAGGAAUUUGUUAGCGCAUCCGACCUCGCUGGCUCCGAGCACCACCUACGCUGCGAGUGAGGUGCCAGUCUCUGGCAUGGGGGAGCCUGGAAAACAAUGCAGCCCCUGUUCCGCCACCCAGAGCUCGCCCAAUGCAUCUUUGCCUUAUGGAUAUUUUGGCAGCAGUUAUUACCCGUGUAGGAUGUCACACGGCAGCGUCAAGGCGUGCGCGCAGCCCUCUGGUUAUGGCGAUAAAUACAUGGACUCGUCGGUCUCUGCAGGCGAGGAGUUCUCCAGCAGGGCGAAGGAGUUCGCGUUUUAUCAGGGCUAUUCCUCUGGCCCCUACCAGCCCAGCUACCUGGACGUGCCUGUCGUACCUGCGCUGAGUGCUCCACCUGAGCCAAGGCACGAGUCUCUGUUGCCCAUAGAGCCCUACCAGCCAUGGGCCAUCACCAAUGGGUGGAGUGGUCAAGUUUACUGCAGCAAGGAGCAGCCGCAGUCAGAUGCUCUGUGGAAAUCUUCGUUACAAGACACUGUAUCUGGUGGAGACAGCUCUGGCCGCCGUGGGAGAAAGAAGCGCGUGCCAUACACCAAGGUGCAGCUCAAAGAACUGGAAAGGGAGUACUCCGCCAAUAAAUUCAUCACCAAGGACAAAAGGAGGAGGAUAUCCGCGCAGACAAAUCUGACAGAGAGACAAGUGACAAUCUGGUUUCAGAACAGGCGCGUAAAGGAGAAGAAAGUCGUCACUAAAUUCAAGAGCUCCAGUUAGCUCUGGAGAUACCGAGACAGGAGGGGACGGACCUUCAUCUAGAAAGCUGCGCUAUAAUUUAUUACAUUAUGAACGGUGUGUUGGUCGCCAGAGCGGCUCUAUUUUGACCUGCACGUUGCCUUCCUCUCAUUUUAAUUGGAACCAGUCGAUGCGGCCUGUUGACAGAAGAUCGGAAAUGGGUUCCGCCAUGUUGACCAAGGCGAUUCUGCGAGGGAUGCAUGAUCUCCUUAAAACUAUUUGCUAAUAAGACUUAAAGGCGAGAGACACUUCGAGCAACUCUGUGCUUUUAUUCCACUUAAUACAAUCAAGAAAAGAAGACGGACAUAUUUUACAAUACAUCUCGUAUUUCGAUGCAAGAUGGCUAAACUGGCACAUUUAAAAUACCUUCACAAUGCAAUCAGGCAAAAUGGAACCAAAAACUAUUUUUAUACACACACACAAACACACAUACGCACACAUACAUACACGCACACGUACACAGACAGACAGACAGACAGAUAUACACACACACACACAAUAUGUCCUUGGAGAUGCAAUAGCGGCCUACAACACUUCAUAAUUGAAUUAUUUGCAUGAACUCAUUACAUUCGAAGCCUGUUCCUUUAGAAUGAACCUGUGUUAAUGUGUUAAUGAGACCGUAUCUUAUUCAAAAGUUGUACAACUUUAAACUCCUGAGCAUGUAAAUAUGUGUUUUCCACACUGUGUCCAUGUCACUGUCUUUUUUCUCUAAACACAGGGUUUUGCUCUACUGUUAAUAGACUGACCGUUGCAAUGUCCGUCUGUCAGUCAAAAAGAGUACCGAAAAUGUAAGCAUAUUUAAACAUGUACAUACUAUCUGACUGCAACUAUCUAUUCCCCAUUUUUUGACUGCAAUAGCCAAUGUUUUUUUGACAAUAAAUGUUUGAGAGACGCA
Pseudoliparis swirei is the source of this 1801-nucleotide messenger RNA. It is a transcript of the gene hoxa13b, whose product is annotated as homeobox A13b. The transcript has 2 exons. The coding region runs from base 22 to 888 and encodes 288 amino acids. Gene Ontology annotation, molecular function: RNA polymerase II cis-regulatory region sequence-specific DNA binding; DNA-binding transcription factor activity, RNA polymerase II-specific. Gene Ontology annotation, biological process: regulation of transcription by RNA polymerase II. The record is from RefSeq and is a predicted model, not a curated record. Lineage: Eukaryota; Metazoa; Chordata; Actinopteri; Perciformes; Liparidae.